Hippocampus zosterae (dwarf seahorse) is the source of this 1335-nucleotide messenger RNA. Its product is annotated as beta-1,3-galactosyltransferase 2. Gene Ontology annotation, molecular function: N-acetyl-beta-D-glucosaminide beta-(1,3)-galactosyltransferase activity. Gene Ontology annotation, cellular component: membrane. Bases 165 to 1316 code for a protein of 383 amino acids. NCBI's taxonomy places the organism in Eukaryota, Metazoa, Chordata, Actinopteri, Syngnathiformes, Syngnathidae. The transcript has 2 exons. The record is from RefSeq and is a predicted model, not a curated record.
CUCCGCUUUGGCACACAGACUUGUGACUUCGACUGUGACGGCUGUUAGGUUAUCCACCACCAGAUCUUCACCCUUAACUUGCUCGCAUGAAAAAGGAUGACAAUCCGUUGACUAUGCCAUCACAAAACAAUUCGAUGACUUUCAAGAGCGAUUAAACCAGAGCCAUGCAGUUGAAAAGACGCCACUGUUGGACUCAGUUUGCCAAACAGGCCUUUUGGCUCUUACUGGUAGCUCUGCUGAUCUUUCUGCUCCGUCACAUUUGGCCAAAUAUCACAGCAGGCAAUUCAGGGCCGUCCAAAGUUGAAGGACUUCAAACAGACAAAUCAAUAGUGAACACGAGCAUUUCUAUCUGGACGACACUCUGGACCUCUUUUGAUAGUGGCACAGCUUUGGAAACACCUAAGCUCGCCACGACCAACCAAAGUGAGGUGGGAGACCCCGCACCGGUGAGACGCACCGAAAUCCAGGGCCUUUUCCCAUACAUCAUCAACGAACCGGUCAAAUGUCGACAGAGUCUUACAGCGCCAUUUUUGGUGUUCAUAAUCGCCACAGAGGCCUUGCAGGUGGAAGCAAGGGACGCGAUACGACAGACCUGGGGGAAUGAGAAUUUGAUCCGAGGCGUGCCAGUCGUCCGAAUCUUUCUGCUGGGAAAAGACGAGGGCGAGGCGGUAAGCCGCCAGCAACAGAUGCUCCAGGAAGAAAGUCGGAAAUAUCAUGACAUCAUUCAGCAGGACUUCUUGGAUUCGUACAACAACCUGACCCUAAAGACCUUAAUGGGCCUCCACUGGGUGGCACGGUACUGCUCACGGGCCAGCUACGUCAUGAAGACGGACAGUGACAUGUUUAUCAACACAGAGAACCUGAUUCGGAAGCUGCUCAGACCAGAGCUAAAGCCCAAGACGAACUAUUUUACCGGAAGAGUCAUUCGCAAUAAUGCACCCAUCCGGGACAGAAAGAGCAAGUGGUACGUUUCCAAACAGGAGUACCCAAACUUGAUGUAUCCCACCUUCUGUUCUGGGACGGGCUACGUGCUCUCCGGAGACUUGGCUCUGAAAAUUUACACAACAUCUCCGAGUGUGCGCCAGCUGCACCUUGAGGAUGUGCAUGUGGCACUUUGUGUGGCCAAGCUUGGCUUGGAGCCCAUCGACCCACCCAGUCAUUUUCUGUUCAACCACUGGCGGGUGCCGUUCAAAGGAUGCGACUACAAUCGUCUGUUAACGUCCCAUGGCUUUCAGCCCUGGGAAAUAAUUCAAUACUGGAGUAUGCUGCUUAGUAACAAGACAAAAUGUGCAACCUCUUUAAACUAUUCCAGCUAAAUCCAAUAAUGACUCUUCU